AUGCCUGCUGUUGAUGUUUCCUCCGUUCCUGCCGUCUCCGGCAAGGAGACCGCUCAGUCGAUCGCCGUCCUCGAGGACUUGUUCAAGACCCUGAACGUCUCUUCGACUCAGGACGAGAUCAACGCUGCCUCGAACGACCUUGCUCACCUUCUAAGCGGUCCCAUUCCCGAGCAGACUCUGCCUCUGAAGGCCGUCGAGACUUUCAAGAAGCAGCUCGCCAACAAGAAGGAUGCCGCUGCCCGUCAGCGUGCUCUCGAUGCCAUCCGGGCUAUCGCUGCCCACCCCACCAUCGCUCCCGGUGUCGAGCCUCACCUUGUGACCCUGCUUGGUCCUGUCUUGGUAGCCAACAGUGAUAAGGUCGGCGACGUUCAGAAGGCCGCCCAGGCUGCCGCCGAGGCCAUUGUCACCGGUGUCAGCGGUAACGCUGUUAAGGCCGUCCUUGCUCCCAUUCUCGAGUCCGUGACGAGCGCUCAGAAGUGGCAAGAGAAGAUGUGCGCUCUUAACUGCAUUGCCUCUCUGGUCAAGAAUGCUGCGAUUCAGCUUUCGUUCCGUGUUCCCGAAAUUAUUCCCGCUGUUUCCGAUGCUAUGUGGGACACCAAGACCACGGUCAAGGUUGAGGCCAAGGAGGUCAUGAACCAAGUCUGUAAAUUGAUUCAGAACAAGGAUAUCGAGAAAUUCAUUCCUGCCUUGGUUGAAUGUAUUGCCGACCCCAGUAAGGUUGAUCAGACUGUUCACUUGCUCGGUGCUACUACUUUCGUUUCCGAUGUCACCGGCCCCACCUUGGCUAUCAUGGUGCCCCUGCUGGACCGUGGUCUGGACUCUUCCCAGCAAACCGCCAUCAAGCGUAAGGCCGCUGUCAUUGUCGACAACAUGUGUAAGCUUGUGGAGGACCCCCAGAUCGUGGCUCCUUUCCUGCCCAAGUUGAUGCCCCGUCUCGAGAAGAACCGGGACACCAUGGCCGAUCCCGAGGCUCGUGGCAAGACCCAGCAGGCCUUGGACACUCUCUGCCGUGUCGGAGAUGUCAAGGACGGCAAGAUCCCCGAGAUCUCCACUGCUGGUGACAUCGACACUGUUGCCGGUGUCCUGAAGGAGAUUCUGGAGGCUAAGCACAAGGGCAAGGUCGCUGGCGCUGAGGCUGUCAUCAACUACGUCGGUGCUAUCGGCGGUCAGCUCAUUGAUGAGCAGGACAACGAGGUCAUCAACUGGACCCGCAACGCUUCCCCUUACAUCGCUGCCAUCGUUGGCGAUGAGCACGCCCCGGCAGUCGUCGAGGAGCUCCGCAAGAAGGCCUGCCCCGCUGCUCUGGCUGCGGACGACCUUCCCUCCGACGAGGAGGAGGGUGAGGAUCUUUGCAACUGCACCUUCUCCCUGGCCUACGGUGCCAAGAUCCUGCUUAACCAGACUCGCCUUCGUCUGAAGCGUGGUCAGCGUUACGGUCUGCUCGGUCCCAACGGUACUGGAAAGACCACCCUCAUGCGUGCCAUCAACAACGAGCAGCUGGAGGGUUUCCCCAAGAAGGAUGAGGUCAAGACUGUCUAUGUCGAGCACGAUUUGGAUUCUGCCGACACUGAGCAGACCGUUAUCGGCUGGACCCUCAAGAAGCUUAUGGAGGUCGGUUUGGAGCCUAAGCAGCCCGAGGUCGAGGCCAAGCUCGAAGAGUUCGGUUUCCUCCGGGAGCAGUUGGAGGGUCCCAUUACCGCCCUCUCUGGUGGAUGGAAGAUGAAGUUGGCGCUUGCCCGUGCCGUGUUCGAGGAGCCCGAUAUUCUGCUCCUCGACGAGCCUACCAACCACUUGGACGUGAAGAACGUUGCCUGGUUGGAGAACUACCUCUGCACCUCCCCUUGCACUUCGAUCAUGGUGUCUCACGACAGCAAGUUCUUGGACAAUGUCAUCCAGCACGUCGUCCACUACGAGCGCUUCAAGCUUAAGCGUUACCGUGGUACCCUGAGCGAGUUCGUCAAGCGCGUUCCCUCUGCUCGCUCCUACUACGAGCUCGGUGCCGGCGACAUGGAGUUCAAGUUCCCCGAGCCCGGUUUCCUUGAGGGUGUCAAGACCAAGGCCAAGGCCAUCGUUAAGGUUUCGGACAUGACCUUCCAGUACCCCGGCACCCCCCGUCCCCAGAUUACGGACAUCAGCUUCCAGAUCUCGCUGGGCUCUCGUAUUGCCGUUAUCGGUCCCAACGGUGCCGGUAAAUCUACUCUGGUCAACGUUCUGACCGGUGAAUUGAUCCCCACCAAGGGUGAAGUCUACCAGCACGAGAACAUCCGUAUUGCCUACAUCAAGCAGCACGCUUUCGCCCACAUCGAUAACCACCUCGACAGCACUCCCUCCGAGUACAUCCAGUGGCGUUUCCAGACCGGUGAGGACCGUGAGACCAUGGACCGUGCCAACAAGAUCGUCACCGACGAGGACGAGAAGGCCAUGGACAAGAUCUACAACAUUGAGGGUUCUCCCCGUCGCGUCAUCGGUAUCCACUCUCGUCGUAAGUUCAAGAACACUUACGAGUACGAGUGUUCGUUCUUGCUCGGUGACAACAUCGGCAUGAAGAGCGAGAAGUGGACUCCUAUGAUGACUGCCGACAACGCCUGGAUUCCCCGUACCGAGAUCAUCCAGUCCCAUGCCAAGAUGGUCGCCGAGGUCGAUCAGAAGGAGGCUCUUGCCAGCGGUCAGUUCCGUCCUCUGGUCCGUAAGGAGAUUGAGGCCCACUGCGAGCAGUUCGGUCUGGAUGCCGAGCUGGUCUCUCACUCCCAGAUGCGCGGUCUCUCCGGUGGUCAGCGUGUCAAGGUCGUGCUCGCCGCCUGCUCGUGGCAGCGCCCUCACGUGAUCGUCCUCGACGAACCCACCAACUACCUCGACCGUGACUCCCUUGGUGCCCUGUCCAAGGCUAUUAAGUCUUUCGAGGGUGGUGUCGUCAUCAUUACCCACUCCCGUGAGUUCACUGAGAACCUCACCGAGGAAGUGUGGGCUGUCGUCGACGGAAAGAUGACCCCCUCCGGCCACAACUGGGUUCAAGGACAAGGCUCUGGCCCUCGUCUUGACAAGAAGGGCGACGGUGAGGAGGAAGUGGUUGAUGCAUACGGAAACAAAACCGUGGUCGAAAAGAAGAAGAAGCUCACAGGCUCUGAGCUCCGAAAGAAGAAGAAGGAGCGUGCUGCCCGCCGCAAGCGUGGAGAGGAAGUGUUCUCCGACGAGGAGUUUUAG
Molecule: messenger RNA, 3201 nt
Organism: Aspergillus affinis
Lineage: Eukaryota; Fungi; Ascomycota; Eurotiomycetes; Eurotiales; Aspergillaceae
Product: putative translation elongation factor eEF-3
Exons: 3
Coding region: 1-3201 (1066 amino acids)
Molecular function (GO): ATP binding; ATP hydrolysis activity; translation elongation factor activity
Source: RefSeq, a predicted model, not a curated record